AUGACUGAACCUAUACCAAUACCAGCUUCUAAGUCAGAGCCUGCACUCGAGUCAACUUCGUUAUCUUCUGAGCAACAUCUUACUGGCGGGGAUUCAUCAACUGGAAGCUCUCCCCCGGAGGAUGGCAUUACACCCACAUACACAACCUCCGAAAAUGGAAGUCCUCGUCUCUCAAGGCGCCCUUCUGCCUCUGGAAGUAGCACAUAUCAAGAAGACUGGGAACCUUGGCCUCCUUUGGAUAAGAUCACUGUCUUCGACUUAUUAGAGAACUUUGAUUUGCCUCAACAACUCGAAAGGAUACAGAGAAAUCUGUCCGCGCAAUCCCAAAAGGUUCGGAAGCAACGAGACAAGCUAAAGACAAGAUCCAGUUAUGCGAAGACCCGAGUUGUUGAAGAAUGGCGAAAGCGUGUUCCAACUGCCGAUGAGCAGCUGGAGAGAUAUAAAAAGAGGAUGCGCGAUAGUGUUGACAAACUUGGGACACGUUGGAAUGAUACGAAAUCAGUGACGAUUCGAGAAAAGGUCUCUUUCAUAUGUGGAGUCUUGAAUGUUCUCAUUAGUGGCUACUUGAUCGGAGGAUAUCCUGAGUUAUUCCACUGGUGGUACACUGCCCAAUUACUUUACUUCAUGCCCAUUCGGUUUUAUGCCUACCACAAACGAGGAUAUCAUUAUUUUCUCGCAGAUCUCUGUUACUUUACAAACUUCCUCUGUUUUCUCUCUAUUUGGAUCUUUCCACAGUCAAAACGACUAUUCAUCAGCACUUACUGCCUGGCCAUGGGCAACAAUGCAGUAGCGAUUGCCAUGUGGAGGAAUUCCAUGGUAUUUCACAGUUUCGACAAGGUUACGUCUCUCUUUAUUCACAUAAUGCCCUGCGUAACACUUCAUUGUCUUGUUCACCUCAUCGACCCAUCCGUUCAGCAAUCGCGUUUCAGUGCCAUCUACGACAUACGUACAUCUCCAGUAGGGUCAAGUAAUCAUUACGGCCUGUUAUCGAUGGCAUUGUGGUCAUCUAUUCCAUAUGCAAUAUGGCAACUUUCUUAUCAUUUUCUCAUCACUGUACGCCGCCGUGAGAAGAUUGCUGCAGGUCGUCCAACAUCGUUCACCUGGCUGCUAAAAUCAUACUCCAAAGUUUGGAUUGGCAAAGCGGUUCUCGCUCUUCCUGAAUCUAUGCAAGAGCCCGCAUUUAUGCUUAUUCAAUACUCGUAUGCGUUGCUCACCAUGUUACCAUGCCCUCUAUGGUUCUGGUACCGAUAUGCGUCUGCAUCGUUCCUCAUGGCUGUAUUCUGCUGGUCUGUUUAUAACGGCGCAAAUUAUUACAUCGAAGUCUUUGGCAAACGUUUCCAAAACGAGCUUGAGGAGAUGAAGCGAGAAGUUCAGAAAUGGCAUAACACUCCCGAGUUAGUGACGUCUCCUUUGAUGACACCCAGAUCCGAGGGUGGAGAGAUAUUAGGUAACGAUGGCGAGACAAAGAGACCAGGCCACCCAAGAAGUACUAGUUUGGAUAAGAUUCCAUUACUCAACGACCAAGGAGGCAGUUCCGGGAUAGACGGGGGUGCAAAGGAUGUCGUGAAGGCAAGAAAGGCAGAUGAAACAUCGGCUUGA
Molecule: messenger RNA, 1599 nt
Organism: Botrytis byssoidea
Lineage: Eukaryota; Fungi; Ascomycota; Leotiomycetes; Helotiales; Sclerotiniaceae
Exons: 1
Coding region: 1-1599 (532 amino acids)
Biological process (GO): phosphatidylcholine biosynthetic process
Source: RefSeq, a predicted model, not a curated record